This is a messenger RNA of Folsomia candida, 1166 nucleotides long. RefSeq names its product rho-related GTP-binding protein RhoC. The transcript has 4 exons. NCBI's taxonomy places the organism in Eukaryota, Metazoa, Arthropoda, Collembola, Entomobryomorpha, Isotomidae. Gene Ontology annotation, biological process: small GTPase-mediated signal transduction. The record is from RefSeq and is a predicted model, not a curated record. Gene Ontology annotation, molecular function: GTP binding; GTPase activity. Bases 203 to 820 code for a protein of 205 amino acids.
AUAAUACAAUUCUAUUCCAAGUCGAAGUACAUAUGGGACGAGUCAGCUAUCUCUUCUGCAGUCAAAAUCACAGUCAUUCGGACGACGACACUUUAUUUUAUUUCAUUGUGCAUCGCUUACACGACACAAGUUGCAGGUCCCUAGAGUGGUUUCAAGAAUGUGAAAUCCAAACUACUGAUCGAGUAAGUGGGUGGUGACGGUCAUGGAACGACAGAAGAUGGACAAAUCCGUGGUCAAGAAACUCGCAUCCCGUCUUAAGUUGGUCAUUGUGGGCGACGGAUGUGUCGGGAAGACGUCACUCCUUUAUGCCUUCGGAGCUAACACAUUUCUGGAGAAUCAUCACGAACCUACCGUUUUCGAAAACUAUGUGACUAGCAUUAUGGUAAAUAAGAAAGAGGUUGAGUUGAAUCUCUGCGACACGGCAGGCCAGGAAGAUUUAGACCGUUUGCGCCCCUUAUCUUACAGCGAGGCGGAUGUGAUUCUUAUUUGUUUUUCAGUCAGUGACACUACCUCAUUUUUAAACGUGGCGAAUAAAUGGCGUCCAGAAACUCAACACUACCGCCCACACGCCCCCGUGAUACUGGUCGCAACUAAAAAAGAUUUGAGGGUGCACGAUGGAACACGCCCUUUCCUGGAACGGUAUGGGCAGGCGGCGUUACAAACGGAUGAAGGAUGCACUAUGGCAAUGCGAAUUCGGGCGGACGCCUACAUUGAAUGCUCGUCUAAGACAUUUGAAGGGGUUCAUUCCGUAUUCCAAAUUGCUGCAAAUCUUGGACAAAAGUUUCACAAGAAAAACUCAACGUCCUGCACAUUACAAUGAAUCAACAGUUUGUUAAAUAUUUCGUCUAGUUCUAUUUUUAAGAAGACCCAACAAAAUCCUGAAUCUCUAGUGAACUAGUCAUAACAAUGUCAAUAAUUUCAGUCAGCGUUAUUUAAAAAAGAAUCGAUACUUGGGAAAUCAUAAAAGUGAAUUUAAAAGUAAAAUUAAAAGUAAAUGUUGGCGUGCCAUAAUAUACAACGGUGUGAUAUACAUAUAUGCAUAUACGUGUCCGGUUAGGUGCUGAAAAUUAUGGUACUAAAUUUUACGCUAUAAUUAUAUCUGUAUUUUAUGAUUAUGAAACAGUGCACAAACUUGCACCUAAAUAAAUUACAAUAUUCACCAAAUA